GACCCUCUGCACCCGACGAGCCCCCCAUUUACCGCCACCCAUUUCCGGUCGGAAAUCCGGCAAAGCUUGGGGAUUCUCCCUAUUUUCUUGUUCUAGAACACCUAUUAAACCCACAAAAUCCCGGAUCUGCUCUGCUUUUCUCCCCUGUCCGCCGGCUGCUAUGUGGGUUUGAAUUUUUGGGCAUUUUUCGGGUAAGCCACAGCCAUAAACUUCAUCUUUUCAGCUUGAUUAAGGCUGGGUUUACCUUAAUUGCUCUUAUCUCCUUCAAUUUAGAGGUAGCCGUGAGCUUCCCCUGCAAUUCCCGCCGGUUUCUCCCCCAGCCAAGCUCGGUUUUUGCAGCUGGAAAAUUGUGGGUUUUGAUCGUUCUGUCACCGUAGCACUUGGGUUAGCCUUCUGUUCUGUGUGAGUAAGGAAGCGAAACCGAGAACGGGGAAACCUAGGAGAGUGACGAGUUAGAGGGCUAGUCAUCUUGUAAAGUGAACAUAGAUUGUAAAUAUAGAUCAUGAUCUUGGACUUAAAAAGAAAGGAAAUUAGGAUAAGGAUGGCUGAAUUGUUCUUUCUUUUUCUUCUUCCUUAUCCGCGUGAUCUGCUCUUCUUCUUCUUCCCGAAAGCCCCAAGCCCCCCGACAGCCUCCUCUUGAAAAACCCGUGAGAAGCUUGUGUUUUUCCCCUUGUUUUCUUGUCCGAAAACCAGAUUUGAGCUUAGAAACCUUCUCCCCUGCUGGAAAAGCCGGAUCUGCCCUGCUCUGCUUUGUCCUUCCGCCAGCUGCUCUUGAUUGUGGGUGAUUUUUGGGCCUUUUUUUCGGUAAGAACAGCCCCUAAUUCCUUUGUUUUUGCUUGAAUUGGCUUGGGUUAACUUUGAUUGCUCUUAUUUCCUUCAAUUUUGGGUAAACCCGUGAGCUUUCCCUGCAGCUUGCCGCCGGCCUCUUCCCCCCUGUAGCUCUGGUUUCUACAGCUAGAGAAUUAUGGUUCUUGAUCGUUCUGUCAGUUAGUACGUGAAUUGAGUGCUCGGUUUUAUGCAAGUAAGGUAAGUAAAAUUAUGGUAACGCCCUUUGACUUUUCAAGCAUGUUUUGAUUUGUUUUUGAAGUGGUGGCGGGACUAAACCCGUUUUACACGAGCAUGACUGAUUUGAAAUUUUAGAAGUAAAUCAUGAUCUUGUAAACCAGAGUGUAUUUGGAGAUUUAUGUUAUCGGAGUAAAUUUUAAAGAUUUGAUCUUCAGAUUUUGAUGGUAUCAGAGUGUGAAUUUGAUAAGUUCCGAGCCUUGUGCACUUGUGGGACCCGUCUCACAAGUGUACGGUGUCUGUCGCGUCUUGAAUUUGGGGUUUGGGGCGUGACAUUAAGCAACUUUGAUUGGUACGUAGUUGGUAGGGUUAGAAUAGUUCUAAAUUUCUAACAGGUUUGUUUCUCUGGUUGUGAUACGGUCCUCGCGCUAACAAUAUUCUAUU
Molecule: messenger RNA, 1446 nt
Organism: Rubroshorea leprosula
Lineage: Eukaryota; Viridiplantae; Streptophyta; Magnoliopsida; Malvales; Dipterocarpaceae
Source: the annotation of a GenBank genome assembly